GGUUUCUGCUUGUCACACAGCUGCAUACAGAUGUUGUCUUCUGACUGAGACUCAUCAGAGCUUCAGUAUUAAAGUGGUUGUGCUGGUGGAAAGUCGGGUGACCGAUGGCGUCGGGGGCACCAUUGACUCGGGCCAAGAACACGCCUCUUAUGACCCACAGGGGCUCUGACCGUCGGCCAGCUCGUGUCAGAGCGGUUUCAAACCUGCUGCCAGGCUGAGAGACGGCAGUCAGUGAAAACAUCACAGUGAAAGAGGAAGUGGGACAGGAAGUGACAGGGAGGGGUGGUCGUGUCAUACAGGAGCAAAACAGACAGAAGAGGAUUUGUGUGAGGCAGUCGAAGGCAGCAGGUUCAUCAUGAGUGUCCAAACUCACCGUCAGUGCAGCAUCGAGAUCCAGAACAAGACCACGACGUUCACCCUGUGCAACCCACGCAUGCACAUUGUGAGCGGCUCCUGCAGCUCGCCCCUGCCUCCCACGCUCAGCCCCUACGAGAACGGCAACGCCCUCUUCAUCAAGAAGCCUCACACGGCGUGCGGCUCUGUGACCGUCUUCACCUACGACCUCCAGCACGUGUCCACCCUGCAGUUCAACGGCAGGGUCGCGGUGAUGUUCUCGGUGCCGUACGACUUCAACUUCUACUCCAACUGGUACGCGGUGGGAGUGUUCGACAUGGACAAAGCCUGCGACCAGCACCUGUACGACGAGAUGUACAACAAGUCGGAGCAAAAGUUUGUCAGGGGCAAAGCCAAGGGGCCGAGCCUGACCUACAGGGGGGCCUACAUCACUGUCAGGGCCACCAUGUCCGACACCUACCAGCCCAUCCUCAAGGUCGCCAUCUGCAACAACUGAGGCCCGCGGCCGCACCUGCAGUGUGCACCAUUAAUCCCACUUAACCCAGUAACACUGGGUUCACACUGCAGGAGACCUGCAGCUGAUCGAUCAAU
Messenger RNA from Neolamprologus brichardi, 945 nucleotides. RefSeq names its product DELTA-sagatoxin-Srs1a-like. Lineage: Eukaryota; Metazoa; Chordata; Actinopteri; Cichliformes; Cichlidae. Gene Ontology annotation, cellular component: pore complex. The record is from RefSeq and is a predicted model, not a curated record. Gene Ontology annotation, molecular function: channel activity. Gene Ontology annotation, biological process: cytolysis in another organism; monoatomic cation transport; pore complex assembly.